Messenger RNA from Camelina sativa (false flax), 1001 nucleotides. RefSeq lists its product as uncharacterized. Lineage: Eukaryota; Viridiplantae; Streptophyta; Magnoliopsida; Brassicales; Brassicaceae. Gene Ontology annotation, cellular component: Golgi apparatus. The record is from RefSeq and is a predicted model, not a curated record.
GUGAAAAUAUCUACAGAGAAGAGAGAGAGAGAGAGAGUGCGGAGGUUUUUUGGUUUAGGCGACGGAGCUUUUUUUUUCUCUCUCUCUCUCUUUUCCGUACAAAUGGCGCCGCCGAAGAGUCAGGUUGACGGAGGAGAAGGAAAAGGAAAAGCUGUAGCUACUACUACGCCGUCGACAAGAGUGCUUCGAAGCAUGGAUCGGAAGACUCGAAGUGACACUCGACGAAGCGGUUCUUCUUCCAAGCUUGUUCAGCUCGAAUCUCCUGAGAAGAAGAAAAGGAAGGCGAAAGCGAAGGCUGGUGGAGCAGCGACGAAGAAGAUUAAGAAAGAAAAAGAAGAAGAAGAAGAAGAAGAAGAAGAAGAAGAAGAAGAAGAAGAAGAUGUAGCUGUGAAAGUUGAGAAAGAGGAGGAGGAGGAGGAACAUGGUGAUGAUGAUGCUGCUGCAGAGGAAGCAAAGGAAGAAGAUGACGACGAAUCUGGGAAGAAGAAGAUUGUGAUCGAGCACUGCAAACAAUGCAAAUCAUUCAGGGAGAGGGCAAAUCAGGUGAAGGAAGGUUUGGAGGAAGCUGUUCCUGGCAUCAUUGUGACUCUGAAUCCUGAUAAGCCAAGGCGUGGUUGCUUUGAGAUUCGAGAGGAAGGUGGUGAAACAUUUAUCAGUCUUUUGGGUAUGAAGCGCCCAUUUACACCGAUGAAGGAACUGAACAUGGAAGAGGUCAUUACGGAGAUCGUGGAGAAGAUUAAAUGACAUAGGAGUAAUAGAGUUUCUAUCAAUGCUGAGUCUUUUGUCUAUUCCUCAGCCAUCGGCAAAUAGCCUAGCUUUAAUAUUUGACUAUCUAGAGCAACUGCAAGACUUUUUAGGAUUAAUUUUUAAUGGUUUGGUGAAAACCCUUUAACCACAUGUUCAUCAUUUGCAGUGCUUGAUCGGCUUUGUGCAGGUUACUGAAGCUAAAAAUUUCUGAUAUAUUUGGUUGAUUUGAAAUGAUUUAUGUAGUUUGGUAUUAA